Messenger RNA from [Torrubiella] hemipterigena, 843 nucleotides. NCBI's taxonomy places the organism in Eukaryota, Fungi, Ascomycota, Sordariomycetes, Hypocreales, Clavicipitaceae. The record is from the annotation of a GenBank genome assembly.
AUGACAAAUCGAGCCGAAGUUGACACAGCCUUCCCUCAGUUCCCCUUUCUGCCUCGAGAGCUGCGCGACCGCGUCUGGUAUUUCGCCGCGCCAGCCCCAGCUGAUGACGAUCCAGCCCUAUUCUUCUUCUCCUAUGGACUCGUCACACAGUAUAGACCAGAGCUUGGAGACUUUGGAUUCGACUUGGAUUUCGAGGAUAUGACCCUCUUCGCCCGGUUUUGCCAUGAAGAUCUCGAUGCUGUACCAGUGCGCCUCGCGCUUUCGCAGGUUAAUAAAGAGGCGAGGGAUACAGUGCUUCGGUCCGCCUAUCACCUGGGAUACGAAACGUUCAAAACCAAUAGUUCUGGAGCCCUCAUUCUCGGCCGCCGGAUGAGACCUACAAAGGACGUCCUGUUUAUAAGAGAUGAUGAUCAUAGGGUCUUUCUUGAAGAAGUGUGGGACAAAUUCGUCGACACAGAAGCCUGCUUUAGCGACUACCCCGGUCCACGUAUUUGGGGACUCAAUAGUAGUGAGCUACUCUCGUGUCCCGAAUAUCCCGAAAGUAUUGUUCACGAUCAACCGUCGGUGGAAAGAGUCUAUAUAUUCGCGAGCCCAGAUAUAGAAAAGACUAGAAGCAGCCAUAAUGGACUGCAGGAAAGGCGUAUAAGUGUAAAACAGGAUAAUGGAAGAAGUUGGGUUUGCAGCGAAGACGGCAAAACCUGGAGCUGGGGUCUGGGCGACAAAGUCGGCACAGAUCAGUUGAACGACCUAGUCCAACGCUGCACGGUAAAUAUGAGCGAUCUAUAUGUUUCAAAAUGGGGGACUGAAUUUAGCAUCAGAAUUGUUGAAGCAGUAUGCAAUUAG